This is a messenger RNA of Ascochyta rabiei, 2181 nucleotides long. RefSeq lists its product as uncharacterized. Lineage: Eukaryota; Fungi; Ascomycota; Dothideomycetes; Pleosporales; Didymellaceae. The coding region runs from base 1 to 2181 and encodes 726 amino acids. The transcript is spliced from 3 exons. Gene Ontology annotation, molecular function: ATP binding; protein kinase activity. The record is from RefSeq and is a predicted model, not a curated record. Gene Ontology annotation, biological process: protein phosphorylation.
AUGGCGGAGAACUACCAGGUUAUGGAGGAGUUGGGCAGCGGGUCCUUUGGAAAAGUGUACAAAGCCAUCGACCGCAGCACAGGCGAAACCGUGGCUAUCAAGCAUGUAAGCACUGCCACCUUUCCCCCCUCGGCCUGCACAUACUCACGCGCCCAGAUCGACCUCGAAGACAGCAACGAAGAGCUCGCCGACAUUCAAGCUGAGAUUGCCCUGCUGAGCACCUGCCACAGCCCCUACAUCACCGAAUACAAGACGAGCUUCGUCAAGGGCGUCAAGCUAUGGAUCGUCAUGGAAUACCUUGGGGGCGGAUCUGCUGCCGACUUGCUUGCACCUGGACCCAUGGGUGAAGCGCACAUCGCCAUCAUGUGUCGUGAGCUUCUGUUUGGCCUCGACUACCUGCACUCGACUGGCAAGAUCCACCGAGAUAUCAAGGCUGCCAAUGUGCUCCUGACCGACAAGGGCAAAGUCAAGCUCGCCGACUUUGGCGUCGCUGCACAGUUGACCAACAUGAAAUCUCAACGCAUGACAUUUGUUGGCACUCCCUUUUGGAUGGCCCCCGAGGUCAUUCAGGAGGCUGGUUACGACUUCAGGGCGGACAUCUGGUCCCUAGGUAUUACAGCCAUGGAACUGGCCGAAGGCGCACCACCGCACGCUGGAUCGCACCCCAUGAAGGUCCUCUUCACCAUUCCCAAGAACCCAGCGCCUCGCCUGGAGGGUGAUCAGUUCAGCAAGGAGUUCAAGGACUUUGUUGCUCACUGUCUGAUCAAGGACCCAGACCGACGCGCAACCGCAAAGGAGCUUUUGGAACACAAGUUUGUUCGCCGAGCUGGCAAGGUCGAAGCUUUGCGGGAACUGGUGGAGCGUAAACAAAUGUUCGACGCGAAAAAGGACAAGGACGAUGUGUCGCACCCCAAGUACUAUGAGGAGACCAUGAAGGAUCUGGCACCAAGAGGCGAGUCAGACGAUUGGACUUUCGACACAGUCAAAGCUGGUACCGUUGCCCCAUCAGCACGCCAGACAGCUCGUCGCCGCAAGCUCGCUCGCAUUCCCUCGGGAGACGAGGAAACCACUGCAUCUCUGAUGCAGCACAUGGACCUUGACGCAGCACCAUUAGGCACUGCCACAGACUCACCGUUACCAGAGCAGACGCAACCUGGCUCCCGCCAAUCUCCCUCAGGGACCGCCUUCCGCGUGUCUUCAGGAAACACGCCAACUGCUCGACGCAUUAGUGGUGCGCCCAAGCAACCUCUUGGUGUCGAUCUCACAUUUGGCAAUUCGCCUUCCACUGUACGACACUUCAAGCGUGUCUCUAGUGGAGAACGCAGAGCAGCACUACGAUCGAACCCACCUGCCAACCAGAGCAACUCUUUCCAUCCGAACCCGAGUGCUGCUACCUUCCGCCCUUCACCACCCAAUGCGGACCUCAUCUUCGACGUCAACGACGUGAACAAUGAGAACGAACCGCCAGAGCCAGAAUAUCCUCCUAUGCCGGUCACCAAGGAUGCGCUCUAUGGCCGUCGAGCGUACAGCAAGGUCCUGGACGGUGUGUUCCAAGAAGCAUACGCUGACACCGGUUCGCCCCAUCAGCGUGAGGUAAUGGGGCGGGUAGCUGCCGCCUGGGCACAGCUUGAUGAGAUCGACCCACAGGGCGAAUUCAUGCUGCUGAAGGCCAUGGUGGACCGCCUGAAGCAAGACUCAAAGCUAGCCUCGGCUCUAGGCAUUGAGAUGCCAGCAGCGCAGUCCCCUCUCAAGCACAGCACCAGGGGUAGCGAGACGAGCUACGGUGGCACUACCGUACAUGGAACAAGCACAACCCGCGUUCGGUCCAACACCAAGAUGUCCUCAUCUUCCAUCAGCAAGUCCUCGGCAUCGGAAGACUACGACUCACCCUCCACACCCGUUGACACACCCGGCACACCGAAUGGGACGUCAGGCUCGCCCACCAAAGGCCCCAAACUCGUACUUGCGCAGAACAACCCACACCUGAAGUCACACCGCCGCCGACAGAGUGCAUUUGUUGUCGGCGAAAAGUCGCUCGGCAACGACUCCCUGCCCAUGGUCGACGAGAAGAAACUGCCCGGCCACGUGGAGAAAGGCAUGGAACAACAGGGUCUUCUUGCUGACAUUCUCUACGGACAGUGGAUGUCUGGGCUGCGCAGCCGAUGGCCUGUCACCAGCUAG